CCGCCGCAGCUGGGGAGGGAGGAGGCCGUCACGUGGUGGGGGAGGAAAACCCGGCAGCCUGGGGAGGGCAGCAGCAGAGCGCGAGGAGGUGACACGGCAGGCAGCGGGAGGAGCUGGCGCGCUGAGGUUGGCAGUUUCCCUGGGCUCCUCCUGGCGGGUUACAACGGCGCGGGGAAGCAAACGCACCGAGGCGGCGAGCUGGGCGCUGGGCUGCCUCCUCUGCAGCUGAAGGCUCAGAUCAGCCUCUCUCCGGGGGGAGACUUUGCAUCAGUUUAACCGCACGUCCGGUGCAGGCGGGGGGCGCUGCCUGGAGACGGGGGGUGACUAGCUGGGGGAGAGGAGUCCUUUCCAGCCAUGUCCAGGCUGGGCGGCGGGGCGAUGCAGACGGGACCUUGGCUCCGUACCCUACCGUGAAGGCUCCUAUGGGGGAUUUCCCGUCUGCUGGGAGGCGCAGCCCCGUGGCCAGGUGGCCCCGGCCCCGAUGGAGCCGGAGGAGAGGAAGAUCUCGGUGUGGCUCUGCCAGGAGGAGAAGUUGAUCUCAGGCCUCUCCAGACGCACCACUUGCUCGGAUGUGGUGCGGGUGCUGCUGGAGGACAACAGCCAGCGGCAGCAGCUGGCCGCCCUGCAGGAGUCCGGCGGGGGGAUGCUCUCGGGGCCCCCCGAGUCCUACUGCAUCGUGGAGAAGUGGAGGGGCUUCGAGAGGAUCCUGCCCAACAAGACGAAGAUCCUGAGGCUCUGGGCUGCCUGGGGGGACGAGCAGGAGAACGUCCGCUUCGUGCUGGUCCGCAGCGAGGCGUCCCUGCCCAACACGGGGCCCCGCAGCGCGGAGGCCAGGGUGGUGCUGAGCAAGGAGCGCCCCUGCCAUGGCCUCGGGGCGGCCCGGGCCAGCCUGGUGCUCACGCAGGAGAAGCAGCGGCGGGUAGUGAGAAAAGCCUUCCGGAAACUGGCCAAGAUCAACAAGAAGCGGCAGCAGCCGCUGGCCAAGGAGGCGUCCUCGGCGGAGAGGAUGGAGACCCUGGUGCACCUGGUGCUGUCGCAGGACCACACCAUCCGCCAGCAGAUCCAGCGGCUCCGGGAGUUGGACCGGGAGAUCGACAGGUACGAGGCUAAGGUCCACCUGGACCGCAUGAAGCGGCACGGGGUGAACUACGUGCAGGACACUUACUUGGUGGGGGCCGGCAGCUGCGAGCUGGAGCCGGGCCGGGAGCUGGGGCCGGGACCGGAGCCGGAGCCGGAGCCGGGCCCGGACGGGCAGCUGGAGGAGUACGCCAGGAAGUGCGAGGAGGUGCUGCAGCUGCAGGAGCAGUGGACGCGGCAGGAGGAGCUGCUGGAGCACCUGGCCGGCGAGAUCCAGGAGGAGCUGAACGAGCGCUGGAUGAAGCGGCGCCGGGAGGAGCUGGCCGCGGCCAAGGGCUCCAGCUCCAGCCUGUCCGAGCCCGACUGCAACACCACGGAGCUGAGCGGCGGCGCCGGCGGCGAGCUCCUUGUGGAGCAGGAGCGCGUGAAGACCCAGCUGAGCACCAGCCUCUACAUCGGGCUCCGGCUGAGCACGGACUUGGAGGCGAUCAAAACGGACCUGGAUUACACGCAGCGCGCCCGCGAGGACAAGGAGCGGGAGCUGCAGCGCCUGCUCGAGACGCUGAACACGCUGGACUUCGCGGACACCCAGGCGGCAGCUCAGAUCCUCCUCCCGGUGGAGCGCGCUCCCGGCGGCCCGGCCUUACACGAGGCUGGGCUGGGGGCUCCCGUGGGCAGCUCAGACGUCUGGGAGGGCCAGGCCAGGGGGCGGUGCAAGGACUGCGAGGAGAACGAUGAGGACUCGGAUACAGGACUGAGCUCCAUGCACAGCCAGGACUCUGACUCUGUCCCAGUCUGUGAAUCGCUAAUAUAGCUGCCUCCUUCCUUAAGUAAAAUAAGCUCAGGGACCCACCGGGAAAUACAAACUUGUGCUUCCUCCUUAGCACUCUUAGAAUACAACUCUCUGUUUUCACAUCAGCCAGAAGAGAGCCUAGAGUGGACUCCUGUGAUAUAUUUCCAUUAGAACAAAAACGUGUGGGUUUUUUGUUGUUGUUGUUGGUCUGUCCUUUUGGGGGGAGGAGGGGGACCACUUUAAAAUCCAGAUGCCCGUUAGUGCCAUCUUAUGGUAAUUUAUUCAAACUGAUGACCAGUUAUCUGGGGAUAACAUAAGCUAAUGGUAAACUACACAGUUGAAGAAUUAAACGGAUUAAACCAUACAAUUUUGAUUCUACAGACAGACUAUAACUACAUUUUGCUGCCUAGCGACUGUUGGAAAAGAGGUUUGUUGUCCUAGGUACUGUAAGGAAAGAGUUGGAUGGGGGGGGCGGGGGGGGGAGAACUUACACUGUAAAAUGCACUCAUAAAAAGGAAAUACACCGAAUCUAAAUUGUGGCUUAAGUUUAAACUUGUUAAAACUAGUCAUCACCAGACACAUUUUAGUCUGUCUCCUCACUACUUUCAUCUUUUAGAAAAAAACACAAUGUUUGCAUUUCAUUCAGUAUUGGAAUUACCUGUUUCCUAAAUUCCUGCCUUUUAUUUCACCUCAAAGGUGUUCUUGAAUGGAACCCUUAAUCCUAUAUUGCUCCAAAGCAAAUACAGUCCAGUAUAGAUUUUUUUUUGCAUAGUCUUUUUGAUGGAAUACUGGAACAUAUAUUCUCUAGUUGAAACAAAAAUUCAGCACCUUUAUAUUUCCUCAGUGUUGCAAGCCAACUGUUAUGUACAGUAUUUGCCACUUAAGAAUUCAGCAGGUUCCUCUUAGACAAAAAUAAAAAAAAAUGUUGAAAGUACAGAACUUUCAGAACUGGGUGAUUGAAAAAUUAGUAAACAGGACAUCUGUCAAUAUGUUUGACAUGGAUGCCAGUUUGUUCUAAUCUAUAAACUUUUGAAAUAUAUUGUACUAUUUUUUUGCCAUAAAAAGUGAUAAUAAAUAAUUAAGCUAAGAACUGAACAAACUAAACAAAUAUAAAUUAGCAUGCAGUAUCAGCACUCAGCUGUGGAUGAUGCAUGUUCCCAUGCAUAGAUAAUAGCACGUUUGUUGACAGAUAAUUUAAGAGAAGUUGUAAAUAUCAAUGUUCACUAGAUUAAUUUAAAACAGUAAUUAACACAGCCCUGUCUCUUCAAAUAUAUUUUCUUUAUCAGGUUAGUUGAUGGUCUGCUGAGUUUAGUAAUGGAUAAAAAGUACUGCAUCAGCUUAAACUACCAUUUCUAAUAUGUAGUUCAAUUCAGGCUAGCUCAGAAUCUGGAGAUCUGAUGUCCAAGGUAUAACUCAGCUUGCUACAGUACAGCUGGAUGAAAUAAUUUAAUCUGUUAUUCCAG
Chelonia mydas (Green sea turtle) is the source of this 3333-nucleotide messenger RNA. RefSeq names its product Ras association domain family member 10 (gene RASSF10). Gene Ontology annotation, biological process: signal transduction. The coding region runs from base 482 to 1891 and encodes 469 amino acids. The record is from RefSeq and is a predicted model, not a curated record. The transcript has a single exon. NCBI's taxonomy places the organism in Eukaryota, Metazoa, Chordata, Testudines, Cheloniidae.